Molecule: messenger RNA, 3820 nt
Organism: Ostrinia furnacalis (Asian corn borer)
Lineage: Eukaryota; Metazoa; Arthropoda; Insecta; Lepidoptera; Crambidae
Gene: chico
Product: insulin receptor substrate 1 chico
Exons: 17
Coding region: 713-3796 (1027 amino acids)
Biological process (GO): insulin receptor signaling pathway
Cellular component (GO): cytosol; plasma membrane
Molecular function (GO): phosphatidylinositol 3-kinase binding; insulin receptor binding
Source: RefSeq, a predicted model, not a curated record
UUUCGUUCGUCGUACAAAAAUGACACGCAAUAGCGAGAACCAAUAAAAAACGACGCGCAAAUACAUGAGUUUUUAUAUUCAAGUGAUCAAGCAUACAAACAUUGUUCACUAAUUUGAUCUGCGUUAAUACAUUAUCCUAGGAGUUUGUGAACAGUGCAGGAUACCCCAAUAAAUCGAAUGUUUUGAUGUCGUGAAGCAUGAGCACGGCGUGACUUCCAUGCCCUGCGUGCCUACGGACACAGCCUACGGAAGGGCGUGCGGUGCGGAUUACGUUUACUAUGAAUGAUUUUAUCUCUUUCUAAACUUGAGUGUCUGUGAAUGACCGAGUGUAAUAGCGAGCGUACCAAAUUAUGGAUUGAAUAGUGUUUGUUGUUGAUGUAUUAUGAUAUGAUUAUUUCGCAAAGAUAAAAAUCGCCGUCGACUGUUAUCGUGUCGUCUUGAAUUCGUGGCGCCCACCAAACAGCAGUCAUAUGGCACGAGUGUAACUACGCGGGACGAGGUGAAUUCGUUACGCUGUUCGAUUUAUCAUAAGCGCUACUAUUUACGCACUAUACGAAAAGGAUAGUACGUAUUUUUAGUUGCGACGCGUGUUCGACAGUGGUAGCGUAGGUUCGACAAUUCGGGUGACUUUCAUCAGCGAAGUAAACAACUUCAAGGUUAUCGGUCGGCAUGUGCCAGCGUUCGUCGGGGAUCGGGAUGCGGGCGCGCUAACAUGUCCGCGGGAGCGGGCGGCGGCGCGGGCGCCAUCGUGCGCCAGGGCCAUCUGCGCAAGCUGAAGACGAUGAAGAAGAAAUACUUCGUGCUGCGCGCGGAGACGGCCGAGUGCUCGGCGCGCCUGGAGUACUACGAGUCGGAGAAGAAGUUCCGCGCCGGCGCCUCGCCGCGCCGCGUGCUGCCGCUCAAGAGCUGCUACAACAUCACGCGGCGCCUGGACCUCAAGCAGAAGCACGUGGUGGCGCUGUUCACGCGCGAGGAGCAGUUCUGCAUCGUGGCCGAGAACGAGACGGACCUGCACGCCUGGCUCACCGCCAUCCUCAAGCAGCACCGCUCCGACGACGCCAGCGCCGAGCUACUCCAUCCCAUACAACACGUAUGGCAAGUGAACGUUCAGAAGAAAGGUCUGGGGUCUUCCAAGAAUAUCCAGGGGCUGUACAACCUGUGCUUGACUGACAAGACCCUCACCUUGGUCAAGAUCAAAAGCCACAACAAUGUCAUCAGCGACCUGGGUAUACCGGAACGGAUCGAGUACACCCUGAAAAAUAUCAGGAGAUGCGGCGAUUCUGAGUGUUUCUUCUACAUGGAGGUGGGCCGGCAGACGGCGACGGGCGCCGGCGAGCUGUGGAUGCACUCCGAAGACUCCAACAUCGCUCAGAGCAUGCACUCCACUAUACUCCUCGCAAUGAGGAACUGCGCCAAAGAGUCGGAGAACGAGCGCGACCACAUCAUCCUACCCGUGGACGCGCCGGCACUGGCGCCGCGCAGCCAGUCCUACUCCGACACCAAGCACGGCCGCGCCGGGCUCUCCAACGACGUGGGCCUGUGCGUGGGCUCGUGCCUUAGGCCGUGCGCGACGCACUCCAUCGACGACUCGGCCGCUGCGCUGGCGCCGCUCGCCUCCCCGCCGCCCCCCGCCGAAAACCAACCGCCGAAUAACUCAUUAAGUAUCGAUAGCCGCGAGAAGGCGCGCGUGGUCAAACACCACCGCACGGUGUCGCUGCCGGCCGGCUGUCCCUGCGCCGCGCCGCGGGUGGUUCACGAGCGCACGCGGUCCGCGCCGCUUGCCGGCGAGGCCGACCGCGAGCCGAAGAGCUGGGCCCGCCGCGCCUCUACCGGCGCCCGACACGCCAAGCUGUCCCCAGCCCAUGCCAAGAAUGCAGUCCGCAGUCGCUGCGACAGUAUGCCGUCGCGAGUGUCGGUGUACGAGGUAGUGGAAAGGCCUCCACCGAGGUUAAACGACAUUGACGGUGUGGAGGCGUCCCGCGACGAGCCGGACGCGAUGGCGGAGUGGUCGCGCACGCCGCGCAUACCGGAGGAGCCGGACUGUUGCGACGUGUCACGGGACUUCGUCAGUUCGGGCGGGCGGGUAGGCGGCGCGCUGCCGGCGGGCGCGUCUGUCCACCACUCGCGCACGUCCUCCUUCGGCGCCGAGGACUCGGUCCCCGACGGGUACCUGCCCAUGGCGCCCGGCCACGAGCCGCUGCCCGCGCUCGUGUCCGCUUCAAGCGGCUCCGUGUGCAGCGGGACGCCGUCCACUGACCCUAGGUUUAGUGAAUACCAGCUGGAGCCGGCGAUGUCGCACAUAGUAGAAGGCGAGCGGCCGCCGCGCGCGUGGAGCGUGGGCUCGCGGGCGGCGCUGGGCGGCGCGCCGGCGGCCCGCGAGCGGCACCGCGCCUACAGCGUCGGCGCGCGCUGCCGGCCCGCGCACCACCACCCGCCGCACCCCAAGGCACCAUCAUCUGCUCCACUACUACCGAGAGCAUCUGCUGAAGACCUAAUGGAGCUGGACUUCUCAGCUAACUCGCCACAAGCCAAGGUGAUAGUGUCUCGAACACCACCGACGGGCGGCUUCGAGGCGCGGCGGCCGAAUGUAGACGAGUACGUCGACAUGUCUCCGCGCAACGCCGCGCUGCUCCCGCGCCGCUCGCCGCCCGCGCCCGCGCAGGCCCCGCCCGUGCCUGAUGGAUAUGUGGAGAUGAACUACACGCGGGCACCUACCAGGCCCAUAGCUAUUACUGCGGUCCGCCCGCCGCAACCUACCACGCCGGGGUCAUGUCCUCGCGUAACGCUGCCCGCGCCCGCGCAGGCCCCGCCUGUUCCCGAUGGAUAUGUGGAGAUGAACUACACGCGGGCGCCUACCAGGCCUAUAGCCAUUACUGCGGUCCGCCCGCCGCAACCUACCUCGCCGGUGAUGCCGGCGCCGCCGCUGGUGUCGCCGCCGCGCCGCAAGGAGACACGCACGCCGCUGGGCUCGCAGACCAUCUUCCCGCUGUCGCUGGACUCGCCCGCCUCGCCGCCCGACCUCGACGACCUCAAGGGUGAGUGGCUCCACACUCGAUGGACCGACGACCGUCGCGCUGGACACAUGUCGCCGCCGCGGGGCUCGCAGACCAUCUUCCCGCUGUCGCUGGACUCGCCCGCCUCGCCGCCCGACCUCGACGACCUCAAGGGAGUGGCUCCACACUCGACGGACCGACGACCGUCGCUGGACACAUGUCGCCGCCGCGGGGCUCGCAGACCAUCUUCCCGCUGUCGCUGGACUCGCCCGCCUCGCCGCCCGACCUCGACGACCUCAAGGGUGAGUGGCUCCACACUCGACGGACCGACGACCGUCGCUGGACACAUGUCGCCGCCGCGGGGCUCGCAGACCAUCUUCCCGCUGUCGCUGGACUCGCCCGCCUCGCCGCCCGACCUCGACGACCUCAAGGACGAGCCGCACCCGCUGACGACGGUUCGCGAGAUCUCGGAGGAGGCCCGCGAGCGCCGCAGCCCCGCCGCCGCCUCGCCGCAGUACGUGCGGCUGGCGCCCACGCUGCCGCCGCUCUGCAGAGCGGCGGACGCGAACAGCACAGCGACGGUAGUGGUUGCAGGCGUGGGCGGGGCGGCGCCGGCUCGCUUCAGCGUGGCCACGCCCCCCGCCACGCCGCCGCCCACGCCCACCGCGCCCGCGCCCGCGCCGCUGCACUACGCCGCGCUCGACCUGCAGCCGCGCCGCGCGCCGCAGCCGCGACCGCCGCGCACCUACACGCAGAUCGACUUCGUGCGCAGCGAGAAGCUGCACGCCGCCGACGCCACAUAGGCCGCCUUUUAUACUGCCAUCCGC